AUGGAUUCUGCUAAUAGCAGUAGCAUGCAAUCCUCGAGCGGCGGAGACGAGGAGUACGAGUCACGCACCGAUCAGUCUAUCUCGGCUUUUCUCGACCACCACCACCACCAGCACCUCUCCAAUGCUCCGCCGCCGCCGGAGUUACUCCACUUUAAUAACCCUUUUCUAUCUAACUACUUCGACAACAAUCCCUUGUCGUCAUCGUCGUCGUCGUACACGUUCUUGACACAAAACCCAUCAUCAAGACCCGACCCGACCACUUCCCAACCCAUCACGGCAUCGCUUCCUCCUCCUCCUCCUCCUCCUCCUCCUCCUCCUCACAGCAACAUCAACAAUAGCAACAGCAACAGCAAUAUGGGAGUGGUAAAGAGAUCGAAGAAGAGGACGAGAGCAUCAAGAAGAGCACCGACGACAGUUCUAACGACCGACACUUCGAAUUUCAGAGCCAUGGUUCAAGAAUUCACAGGGAUCCCAGCUCCUCCUUUGUUCUCCAACGACGUCGUCAACACGAGGCUCAACACCUUCCUCGGCCUGUCUCCGUCUCCAUCGUCUUUGUCGUCGACUUCUUACAACCUCCUGUUACGACCCUUCGCUCAGAAACUCGUCCCGACAUCUCCUCUGCUCUCUUCCCUGUCUUCUUCUUCCUCCGACGCUGUCUUGAGGACUUCCAUCAACAAUAAUCAGCUUCAUCACUGUUCUUCCGGUGAUGUUUUCCGGAACAUUCACUUGCAGUCUCUCCUACAAGUUCCGGACACAAACACAAACCCUAGGAGUGAUCAUCGUAAUGUUUUCACGGAGGAGUUUGGUCUUGGCGGAUUGCAGAGCAGGGAUCCGCCAUCGACUUUGACGAACAAAGACGGUGAUAAUGGAGGUUAUGGUGAUUCUGAUCACCAUGAUGAAAAUCCUCUGAGAUUGAUCGCUGAAAAUGGCGAUAGUGAGGGAAUGGAGAAUCCGACAGCUCCGAGGAACGAAGGUAUGGUCGAAUCUUGGUUAUGUUCUUCUACUGACCAAAGAACAUGA
Tarenaya hassleriana is the source of this 1020-nucleotide messenger RNA. Its product is annotated as integrator complex subunit 6 homolog. The coding region runs from base 1 to 1020 and encodes 339 amino acids. The transcript has a single exon. NCBI's taxonomy places the organism in Eukaryota, Viridiplantae, Streptophyta, Magnoliopsida, Brassicales, Cleomaceae. The record is from RefSeq and is a predicted model, not a curated record.